CCCCAAUUUCCUUCCUCCUCGCCUCGCCUCGUUUUUGUCCCGGAGGAGCUCGCCUCCGCCGCCUCCGGAUCGGAUUUUCCAGGGGUUUCCCCGCCCGGCGACCAGGAUCAUCGGGGCUGGGGUCGCCAUGGGGGAGGUGUUCGAGGGCUACGAGCGCCAGUACUGCGAGAUCUCCGCCUCCCUCGCCCGCAAGUGCACCGCUGCCUCCGCUCUCCAAGGAGAGAAGCUGAAGCAGAAGGCGUCGGAGAUCAAGUCCGGCAUCGACGGGGCCGAGGGAUUGAUAAGGAAUAUGGAUCUUGAAGCAAGGAACCAACAGCCGAGCGUGAGGGCUGGGCUGCUGGCAAAACUGAGGGAGUACAAGUCAGAUCUUAACAACCUGAAAGGAGCGUUGAAGAGGGUCACCACAGGUAAUACCCAACAAGGGUCGAGGGAAGAGUUGCUGGAGUCAGGAAUGGCUGAAACGUUGGGGGUAUCUGCUGAUCAAAAGUCAAGAUUGCUCAGGACAACUGAAAAGCAAAAUCAAACAACUGAUAGGAUCAGAGAUAGCCACAGAACCAUGCUGGAGACUGAAGAUCUUGGAGUCUCCCUCUUGCAGGACCUGCAUCAACAGCGUCAGCGUCUAAUACACGCUCAUGAUACAUUGGACAAUGUGGACGACAACAUUGGAAAGAGCAGAAGGAUCAUGGGGGCCAUGGUGAGGAGGAUGGACAGGAACAAGUGGAUCAUAGGUUUCAUUAUUACCCUCCUCGUCUUGGCGAUCCUAGUAAUCCUGUAUUUCAAGUUUGUGCAUUGAGGGAGUCCAAGGACCGGGGAUGAAGGUUGUGUGUGUUUUUGCAUUUCUCACUCUUGUACUCUUGUUCUGUUUUGGGGUUGGAUGAAUCUUUGUUGUGGUUAUGGACCUAUGGUGAAUGCUUUGGUUAUGUAAAGAAAAAAAGAAGAAUGAGUACUGAGUUUCAUACUUCUAUAUGAAAUGAAUAUCUUUUUAUCCCAGACAUAAAGAAAUGACUAGUCUCGUGCAUCA
Molecule: messenger RNA, 1021 nt
Organism: Oryza brachyantha (malo sina)
Lineage: Eukaryota; Viridiplantae; Streptophyta; Magnoliopsida; Poales; Poaceae
Product: vesicle transport v-SNARE 13-like
Exons: 5
Coding region: 128-793 (221 amino acids)
Biological process (GO): vesicle-mediated transport; intracellular protein transport; vesicle fusion
Cellular component (GO): SNARE complex; ER to Golgi transport vesicle membrane; Golgi apparatus
Molecular function (GO): SNARE binding; SNAP receptor activity
Source: RefSeq, a predicted model, not a curated record